Prosopis cineraria is the source of this 2769-nucleotide messenger RNA. Its product is annotated as receptor-like protein kinase FERONIA. The record is from RefSeq and is a predicted model, not a curated record. Gene Ontology annotation, biological process: protein phosphorylation. Gene Ontology annotation, molecular function: protein kinase activity; ATP binding. The transcript has a single exon. Bases 1 to 2523 code for a protein of 840 amino acids. Lineage: Eukaryota; Viridiplantae; Streptophyta; Magnoliopsida; Fabales; Fabaceae.
AUGAAAACUUCCUCUAGUUCCCCUUACAUCGUUCUAUUUCUGCAUCUUUUACUCUUGCAUCUCCAGAUUGCUUUUGCUUAUAAUAUCAGUUAUUCUCCCUUGGAAAACAUUGCCCUCAACUGUGGCACUAGCUCACCAGAACCUGUGUUAUACGAUGGAAGGAGCUGGACUGGAGAUGCAGAUUCACAGUAUGAAUCUUCUGAUGUGGAAGCCAAGUCCCUGGUAGCCAAAGCCUCAAUGAUUAAUGCAUCUGUUCCUGAAGUUCCAUACAUGAGUGCUCGAGUGUUUCACUCUCAAUUUACCUAUAGAUUCAAUGUGACUCCUGGUCCGAAAUUCAUCCGCCUUCACUUCUACCCUACUUCUUACUUGGGUCUUGAUGUCUCCAAAGCUUUUGUAUCAGUCACUGCAGGUAAUUUCACUCUUCUGCAUAACCUGAGCGUUUCGCUCACUACUGAUUACAUGAACAAAGCAUAUCUGAUGAAAGAGUUUAUCAUCCAUGUGAGCGGAAGGACCUUGGAGCUGACCUUCACUCCAUCAUCCAAUGCUUCGGAUGUCUAUGCAUUCGUCAAUGGAAUCGAAGUUGUUUCCAUGCCUUCCAAUCUCUAUAUUCAGGGUGAUAAUGCCCACAUUCCUUUAGUUGGUCAUGAUCCUGUGCUAUAUUACAUUUAUAAUGAUUCUGCCAUGGAAACCAUGCAUAGAAUCAAUGCAGGAGGGGAUGCAAUUCCAGCCAAAUAUGAUUCGGGACUGUUUCGUACUUGGCUUGGAGAUGAUGAACCUGUAUAUUUUCCUUCCGAAGGAGUUGAACCUGGUAAUAUGACCAUGCCAAUUAUGUAUCGGGAAACUGUUCCACCAUAUCUUGCACCAGAACUUGUCUACCGUACUGCCCUGGCAAUGAAUCCCUUUUUAGAUGGCAGACUCAAUCUAAACUAUAAUCUAUCAUGGUUCUUUUCAGUUGAUUCUGGUUUCAAUUAUCUUGUUAGGCUACACUUCUGUGAUGUCAUCCAAGAGGUGACUUCGGUGAAUCAGGUAGCCUUUACUAUAUACUUAAAUAAUCAAACAGCUAUGGAUGACUUUGAUGUAAUUGCUGUGACUGGUGGUCCUGGAGUUCCUGUGUACCUAGACUUUGUAGUGGUGGUUCCUGAAACAACCGAAGGAAAGAAGGAUCUUUGGCUAGAUCUUUAUCCAUCCGUGAGGAGUAAACCUCAGUAUUACACUGCUUUCUUGAAUGGUGCGGAGGUCUUUAAACUGAGCAAGUGGGAUGGAAAUCUUGCAGGGGUUAACCCUGUCAACAAGAAGUCUGAGUCAUUUGCGCCGGUGCCCCAUGCUGCAGCAUCUGCAAAGACAAAGAAAAUCACAUUCAUCAUCAUUGGAUGUGGACUGAGUCCUGUGGCGUUAGGGGUAUUAAUUCUCUUUUUCCUGAUUGUUUAUAGGUUAAAACUAGUGAAGACAAGGAAGAUCUCAUGGCAUGAUCGCUUGAUACUUAUUCCUAAUCAAGUGAAAAAAGCUCACAAAACAUCUCGCCAUCAUUUUUCUCUGGAUGAGAUCAGAGUUGCAACAAAUAACUUUGAUGAGGCUCUGGUCGUCGGUAUUGGUGGUUUUGGCAAAGUGUACAAGGCUAGUUUUGAUCAUGGCUCUACCUUUGUAGCCAUAAAGGGGAGCAAUCCAAGGUCAGAACAAGGUGCUUUAGAGUUUGAGACAGAGAUCCAUGUGCUCUCCCAGCUGCGCCACCACAACCUUGUUUCUCUUUUGGGUCAUUGCAAAGAAGAUGGGGAGAUGAUACUGGCUUAUGAAUACAUGUCCAAUGGUACUCUGUUUGACCAUCUUCAUUUGAGAUCGAGGGAAGAACUUCCUUUGUCAUGGAUUCAACGUCUUGAGAUAUGUAUCGGAGUGGCAAGGGGUUUGCACUACCUCCACACUGGCACAGAGCACAAGAUCAUCCACCGAGACAUCAAGACAAGCAAUAUACUCCUGGACCAUAACUGGGUGGCCAAAAUUUCAGACUUCGGCUUGUCAAAGGUAGGCAACCCAACUUUAGUCAGCACCAACGUCAAGGGCAGUGCUGGAUACUUAGAUCCAGAGUACUUUCGGCAUCACAAGCUGACUGAGAAAUCUGAUGUGUACUCAUUUGGGGUGGUGUUAUUGGAGGUGAUAAGUGCAAGGCCUGCUGUGAAUCCAGUUGAAGAUGAUGAUGAACAUGGUAACUUGGCAGACUGGGCUCUGUACUGCUGUGAGAAUGGCAUUACAACUCAGCUAGUGGAGCCCCACCUUGAAGGAAAUAUAGAAGCAGAAUCUUUUGAGACAUAUAUCGGGGUGGUCAAGAAAUGCUUGGCUGAGAAAGGGGUAGAGCGCCCCACCAUGAGUGAAGUGUUGCAGAGCCUUCUCCUCGCAUUGCAGCUUCAGAGAAAUGCUAAUAUAGCACCAACCAGUGGUGGCAAUAGAACAGAAAAUAGCGAUUCAGGAAGCAACUCAGAUUUGACACCGGGGAUUGAGUUCUCUGAGAUCAUGAUACCCAUUGGACGUUGAAAUUAUUUUCUGACAAAAGUUUCACCCACACUGUACAAGAAUCAGAGUUGCGAAGUUGUGAUUAGGACACAAGAAGAUGUAUUAUUAUUUUUGUAGGAGGGAAACGUGAUUACUGAUUGCUGUAUUCUUUAUAUAUUUUAAAAUGACAAGGAUUGGUGAGAAUUAGUGAAGGAUUUCUACCAUGUUGAACUGUAAAAUUGAUUUCAAGUUUGAGCUCGGGGCAAACAAUAAUACUACUGAUUAAGU